UCUAUAUUUAUUGUUUUCAAAAAGCUCAUCAAAUCAUUAUUCUAAACACAUUUUAAGAAAUAAUUUAAACAAUUUUCUCAUCGAUGAUCAGUCGGAGUCGCAGUACUGAACUCAACCGCCCGGCAAUCGCAGUCGGAACUUUCCGUCGACGCCGAAACAGUUAAAAAUCCAUUCAGGUUGUGUAAGGUUCCUGGACUUUACUUUCUUCCACAAUGGCUAACAAAUCUAAAGAAGAACCUAACACUGCUCCUAAACCUGAUACGUGGUACAAUCUCACACUAGGACCUUCUUUCAAAGAUGAUUCUGCUAACAAAUACUGCACUCUCCGAUAUGAAUUUAAGCCAGCUUCAGUUGAUAAGACUAAGCCAGGAAUGCUACGCAAGAGCAAAGAGAAUAGGGUCUCUGUCGAAUUUCAGAACAACCAAAUAGGAAAACCCAAGGUCACAUUUGAGGGAAAUAGCGAGGAAUACAAGGAAAAUGAUGCUGUCUUGUUCUUUGAUGGUCAGACACUUCGAUUGGAGCGGCUUGAUAGGGCUGUAAAGCAACUGCGCCACCUUCGAAUGCCUGGUGAGUCUUCAGCUGCUGCGUCUGGAACUGUUACUGCUCCAUCUGGACCAGCUUUGGAUCCUUGGUCACCCCCCAUUGGGAAGAACACAAAACCAGCAUAUUUUGGCAGUGCCAGGAGCUCGAAUCAAGCUGUUGCGGUUGAAGUGGAACGUAUUGAUAUUGGUGAACCUGAAAAUACUGGCAUCAAGUCUGAUUCUAAGAGGUCAUAUGAUCAACUAAAUGAACCGCCCACUGUUUCUGCUGCCUCACCCGCUGCCAUAGAUGAAGUUGGGGAACAUAGAGAUAUAGACAUUGAUGACCUUUUUGGAAGUGGAACACCUGAGGAUGACAAUAAUGUUGAAGAAAAGGAUAAUGUUGGAUUUGACAUGAAUGUUCCCAUCACUGAUGAUGAGAUCGCUGAUGUGGAUGAUAGUGGUGACGAGGUGGACAAAGGACCCAAUGCCGCCGAAGCUCUCAGAGCCCAAGUGAAUGCAGAGGGGAAGGGUGAAGAAACAUCUACUUCUAGCAGUAGCAGUGACAGUGGAAGCAGCAGUGAUAGUGGUAGUGGGAGCAGCAGCAGCAGUGAUAGUGGAGGCAGCGAUGACGACUCAGUUACCUCAAUAUAAAAUUGCACAACUAUGAUUUUUUCUUUCUUUUCCUUUUAUCAGUUAUCAUUGCAACUAAUCCAAUAUAUAGAAUGUGUUUAUUAAGCCCGGGCGAGAAGAAUGUAGAUUCUAAAAGGUUAUUAAUGAUGUGGAAUAUUUGAUAUUUUGUGUUGUCUUUGAUUUUACUUUGUGAUCAUCAUUGAAACAUGAUAAGCAAAUUUGAAGGUUAUAUCAUCUUCAUUAUAAA
Molecule: messenger RNA, 1398 nt
Organism: Lathyrus oleraceus (garden pea)
Lineage: Eukaryota; Viridiplantae; Streptophyta; Magnoliopsida; Fabales; Fabaceae
Exons: 5
Coding region: 213-1172 (319 amino acids)
Biological process (GO): transcription elongation by RNA polymerase II
Cellular component (GO): super elongation complex
Molecular function (GO): transcription elongation factor activity
Source: RefSeq, a predicted model, not a curated record